Molecule: messenger RNA, 3499 nt
Organism: Budorcas taxicolor (takin)
Lineage: Eukaryota; Metazoa; Chordata; Mammalia; Artiodactyla; Bovidae
Gene: PPARGC1A
Product: PPARG coactivator 1 alpha
Exons: 13
Coding region: 72-2465 (797 amino acids)
Biological process (GO): positive regulation of transcription by RNA polymerase II
Cellular component (GO): nucleus
Molecular function (GO): RNA binding; transcription factor binding
Source: RefSeq, a predicted model, not a curated record
GCAUGAGUGUGUGCUCUGUGUCACUGUGGAUUGGAGUUGAAACAGCUUGAUUGGCGUCAUUCAGGAGCUGGAUGGCGUGGGACAUGUGCAACCAGGACUCUGUAUGGAGUGACAUCGAGUGUGCUGCUCUGGUUGGUGAAGACCAGCCUCUUUGCCCAGAUCUUCCUGAACUUGACCUUUCUGAACUAGACGUGAACGACUUGGAUACAGACAGCUUUCUGGGUGGACUCAAGUGGUGCAGUGACCAAUCAGAAAUAAUAUCUAAUCAGUACAACAACGAGCCUUCAAACAUAUUUGAGAAGAUAGAUGAAGAGAAUGAGGCAAACUUGCUAGCGGUCCUCACAGAGACACUGGACAGUCUCCCUGUGGAUGAAGACGGAUUGCCCUCAUUUGAUGCGCUGACAGAUGGAGAUGUGACCACCGAGAAUGAGGCUAGUCCUUCCUCCAUGCCUGACGGCACCCCUCCGCCUCAGGAGGCAGAAGAGCCGUCUCUACUUAAGAAGCUCUUACUGGCACCAGCCAACACUCAGCUAAGUUAUAAUGAAUGCAGUGGCCUCAGUACCCAGAACCAUGCAAACCAUAAUCACAGGAUCAGAACAAACCCUGCAGUUGUUAAGACCGAGAAUUCAUGGAGCAAUAAAGCGAAGAGCAUUUGUCAACAGCAAAAGCCACAAAGACGUCCGUGCUCAGAGCUUCUCAAGUAUCUGACCACAAAUGAUGACCCUCCUCACACCAAACCCACAGAGAACCGGAACAGCAGCAGAGACAAAUGCACCUCCAAAAAGAAGGCCCACACACAAUCGCAGACGCAACAUCUACAAGCCAAACCAACAACUUUAUCUCUUCCUCUGACCCCAGAGUCACCAAAUGACCCCAAGGGUUCCCCAUUUGAGAACAAGACUAUUGAGCGAACCUUAAGUGUGGAACUCUCUGGAACUGCAGGCCUAACUCCACCCACAACUCCUCCUCAUAAAGCCAACCAAGAUAACCCUUUCAGGGCUUCUCCAAAGCUGAAGCCCUCUUGCAAGACUGUGGUACCUCCACCAGCCAAGAAGGCCCGGUACAGUGAGUCUUCUGGUACCCAAGGCAGUAAUUCCACCAAGAAGGGGCCCGAGCAGUCUGAGUUGUACGCACAGCUCAGCAAGACCUCUGUGCUCACCAGUGGACACGAGGAAAGGAAGGCCAAACGGCCCAGUCUUCGGCUGUUUGGUGACCAUGACUAUUGUCAGUCAAUUAAUUCCAAAACGGAAAUACUUGUUAGUAUAUCACAGGAGCUCCACGACUCCAGACAACUAGAAAAUAAAGAUGCCCCCUCCUCCAACGGGCCGGGGCAGAUACACUCUUCCACAGAUUCUGACCCGUGCUACCAGAGAGAGACCGCGGAGGUGAGCAGGCAGGUCUCUCCCGGCAGCACCAGAAAACAGCUCCAAGACCAGGAAAUCCGAGCCGAGCUGAACAAGCACUUCGGUCAUCCCAGUCAAGCUGUUUUUGACGACAAAGCAGACAAGACCAGUGAACUGAGGGACAGUGAUUUCAGUAAUGAACAAUUCUCCAAACUACCUAUGUUUAUAAAUUCAGGACUAGCCAUGGAUGGCCUGUUUGAUGACAGCGAAGAUGAAAGUGAUAAACUGAACUCCCCUUGGGAUGGCACGCAGUCCUAUUCAUUGUUUGAUGUAUCGCCUUCUUGUUCUUCUUUUAACUCUCCAUGUAGAGAUUCUGUGUCACCACCCAAAUCUUUAUUUUCUCAAAGACCCCAAAGGAUGCGCUCUCGUUCAAGGUCCUUUUCUCGACACAGGUCGUGUUCUCGAUCACCAUAUUCCAGGUCAAGAUCAAGGUCCCCAGGCAGUAGAUCUUCUUCAAGAUCUUGCUACUACUAUGAGUCAGGCCACUGCAGACACCGCACACACCGAAAUUCACCCCUGUGCGCAAGGUCACGUUCAAGAUCGCCCCAUAGCCGGCGGCCCAGGUAUGACAGCUACGAGGAAUACCAGCACGAAAGGCUCAAGAGGGAAGAAUACCGCAGAGAGUAUGAGAAGCGGGAAUCUGAAAGGGCCAAGCAGAGGGAGAGGCAGAGGCAGAAGGCAAUUGAAGAGCGCCGUGUGAUUUAUGUUGGUAAAAUCAGACCUGACACCACACGGACAGAACUGAGGGACCGUUUUGAAGUUUUUGGUGAAAUUGAGGAGUGCACAGUAAAUCUGCGGGAUGAUGGAGACAGCUAUGGUUUCAUUACCUACCGUUAUACCUGUGAUGCUUUUGCUGCUCUUGAAAAUGGAUACACUUUGCGCAGGUCGAAUGAAACUGACUUCGAGCUGUACUUUUGUGGACGCAAGCAAUUUUUCAAGUCUAACUAUGCAGACCUAGAUUCAAAUUCAGAUGACUUUGACCCUGCUUCCAUCAAGAGCAAGUAUGACUCUCUGGAUUUCGAUAGUUUACUGAAAGAAGCCCAGAGAAGCUUACGCAGGUAAUAUGUUCCCUGGCUAAGGAUGACAGAGGCAUGGUGAAUACCUCACGGGACAGCGCGUCCUUCCCUAAAAGACUAUUGCAAGUCAUACUUAGGAAUUUCUCCUACUUUACACUCUCUGUACAAAAGCAAAACAACAACAAUACAAGAACAACAACAAUGGUUUACACGAACCCAGCUGCUGAAGAGGCAAGAGACAGAUUGGAAUUCCAGUAAGCACAUGUUUAUUCAUGGGAGUCAGCUUUGCUUUCCCUGAGUCUCUUGAUGACGGAGUGUGUGUGUGUGUGUGUGUAUGUGCGUGCACGCGUGUCUGUGUGUGUGUGUUUGCCUGGUUUGGGGGAAGUAUGUAUGUACAGGUGGGGACUGGGGACACCUGACCAGUGCGUGCAAGGGCAAACCACUUCGAAUGGCAGCAGUUCCAUGAAGACACACCUAAAACCUAGAACUUCAAAAUGUUCAUAUUCUAUUCAAAAGGAAAAAAAAAAAAUACGUACAUCCAAAAGGAAAGAAAGCUAACCAACCAACCACAGGCCACCCUAAAAUGACAGCCACUGAUGUCUGGGCAUCAGCCUCCGUACUCUGUUUUGUUUUGUUUUUUUUUUAAGAAAGUGCAAAAUCAACGUGAAGCAAGCUUUCUCUCACAACGUAAUGAUUAGAUGACAAUCCUGAAGAAACCGCAGGUUCUGUAGAACUCAUAUCCUUUCUCUCUCUUUUUCUUUCUUUUUUUCCUUUUUCCUUUUGCCAAGGAAUCUGGGUGGGAGAGGAUGCUGCAGGCACCGAACGCUCAACUUUCCUAACAUUUUGAAGUUUCUGUAGUUCGUCCUUCCUCCUGACACCCAUGUAAAUGUCCAAAACGUUGAUCUCCCACUGCAAAUUUCAAAAGCCUUGUCAAUGGUCAAGCGUGCAGCUUGUUCAGUGGUUCUUUCUGAGGAGCGAGCAUGGUGUUACAUUACUAAGGAGAGUUGGGUAGAACUCUCUGGGAUGUGUUCAGAUAGUAUAAUUGCUACAUUCUCUGAUGUAGUUAAGUAUUUACAGAUG